This is a messenger RNA of Culex quinquefasciatus (southern house mosquito), 942 nucleotides long. RefSeq lists its product as uncharacterized. Bases 236 to 640 code for a protein of 134 amino acids. The transcript has 6 exons. The record is from RefSeq and is a predicted model, not a curated record. Lineage: Eukaryota; Metazoa; Arthropoda; Insecta; Diptera; Culicidae.
AUUCCGGUUUCGCGUUUGUCACUCGACAGCAAAGUCGCUGGGUGCGGCACAGUUGGGCGGUCGGGCUAUUUGCCCAAAAAAAAAGAACCUGGGUAAGCGCGAUCUGGAAUCGAACAACGAGAAAUUCCUGCAUCAGUUUACGUUUUUUCAAACGUUUUGGAAAACUUCCGGCUGUAACCAGACAAGAUUGCCCAACAUAACAUCCAGGUCCGACGAGGACGGGAAAACUGCAAAGAUGACGAAGAAGACUGCAAAAGGAGACGGAUAUGGGGAUCUGAGGGGUGCUCGCACCGGGUUCGCCAUUCGCGGGAAACCCACCUACUCUUCCCUGGGAAACCAAUCCACGAAACAGGCCCACCUCUGGCACCGUCCUGCUCUGUGCAGUAGUGCCAAACAAGAAGCACACAAAAAAGUGCCAUCGGCCACGUCCGUUCCACAGGUCGGGGGCAAACUACACUACAUGAAAAUCUGUCCCGCCUGUCAGGCUCGCCAUCGACAAAAUCAAAUCCCGCAUGCAAACAAUCAACGGUUUACGCGCAAGAAGAAGAAGAAUACUGCAUGGGGGACGAAUAAACACCCUUUUCUGCACUGCUGGAACUUGCUCAGAUCUAGAGCAUUAUUCCGGCGGCCACACAAUUAAGGCGAGCUGUCGUUAACGCCGUCCGUUGGCGGAACAAGGAUUGGACGUUUGUAGAAUUUGGUCACUUGAUCACCCAGCAAUCGCUUUCGUCUGCACCAGGGCGUUGAGAAGAGUCGCACGCAAUUUCCGACAUCGAGCCGACAGCGACAUGUUGGAAGCGGCAACCGUGAGUGGUAGUGAUAAGAUGCCCCCAUCUGUCUCAAGACGGACCCAGCUCCGAUUAAAGCAUAAAACGCGAUCGUAUUACAAAUUAGAUUACCUAGUUUAUACACAGUCACUUCUUUAUCUGUAAACAAAUAGUA